GAUCAGCUCAGAUAUGAAUAAACGACAAGUUCAGUGAAAAUCGCAAGGCUUGUGCGCAUGAUUUACGAGUCUCGUGAAUUGCACAUGUUUUCAGCUGCCAACCACCACGGCGCAUGCUUGGGACAAGGAUGUCUGCAUGUACAUUCGCACCUAGCGCCGGAAUAGCAAUCUUGCCCCGCGAGUUGACGCGGCAGAGCACCAACCCGUCCUCUUGACCUUUUGGUGGGCGGGCGUAGGCGUUUUCUGCCACGGACAAGGGUUAAUAUGCGCAGGGCUAGUCGAGUGCGCGAGCGUCUGACGUGACUGCCGUGUCCGUCCGUGUUGUUAUUUUGAUUAGACUGAUAUUUCUGCCUUCUUCACAUACCUGUCAAGAUUGUAUACGCAGACGACGAGCGAUUCCCUCCCACCGGACACCGAUAACGAAUCACACCAUCGCAGAUGGCGACAAAGAGAUCAGCAGAUGCAACGACCGCAGGCGCUCAAAUGCCCGUCAGCCCACGCAGUAACAGCAGUGUUCACGGAGAUGAUGCGGCUUUGAAAAUCGACAGUCCCAGCGAGAAACAGAUCGCCGAGCUUGUCGCUUCAGGAGAGAACGCUCUGAUGGAUUCCGCCGACGACUUGGACAUGGAUGAUGAAGAAGCUAUUGAAGACGAUGAUGAGGACAGUGGCCGGCCAUACAAGCGCAUAUGUCGCGGACGUGAAAGUGCACUCUCUUUGGCCAUGACUGAUCAGAUUAAGAAAAGCGCAUUCUCGAAGCCUAUUCUUGUACGUGUUGGCAGCUUGACCAACAGUCAAGACUUCCACAUUCAUUCCGCCCGCCUUGCCGCCUCAUCACCGUACUUCACCGAGCUAUUAGAAAAGCAGAUCGAAGAAGACGCACCACUCGAACUACCCGAAGAUGAUCCCAUCGUCUUUCAACUAUACGCCCACUACAUCUAUGACAAGAAGAGCAUCACAUCCCUGGACCUUACCGCUUCGAAUGCAGCUCUGGACUCAAGAUCCGCCGGCUAUGAUACAUAUAUCGACUUACUGCAAGCCUACAUUUUUGGCGAAAAGGUCCAAAACUCGGAUUUCCAGAACGAGGUCAUGAACCGCAUUUUGCAAUGUAUCGGAAACAUGCACAACAACAAGUCACCAAAGACAUCUGCUCUGGUCGAGAACAAGGACGACCUACCCUCAGCAUCUUCAUCAGAAAAUAUUGUCCGACCGCUUAUCGAGCUACUUUACCCGUCAUUGCCUCCUGACUCUAUCGGAAGAGGCUUGGUGGUCGAGACAUUUAUCGUUCUCUGGAGUCACUCGGAUGUGCUGCAAAACUUCGUGCCAGACGUCAGCAGAGAACUGUUGACAGAAAUCGCCGAAAUGCUGUUGAGUGGAGACAAGGAUCACAUCCGGGAUGCUUGGGCUCAAGCCAUCAACGGAGACUACUCAUACUACCAUUCUGCCAGGUACGACGAGCACUAAAUGUCUUGUGUGUUGUCCAUUAAAGAAAUCAAGUACGGGCGACGGUCGGAUUUGAUAUACUUGCUUGCAAGCUGCUGGUUCAUGCGUGCGUUCUUAUUUUCUCUUCUGUUCCUUUUCCCUUUAGAUGCAUACAGCUUUUUCGUCUUUCUAAUGUCUGUCUUGUGUUUUGGCUAUUUGAGGAUUUUGGUGGGUUGAGAGACGGUUCGGGAAGAUCUGGAUAUUUUCUUAGUCACGACGUUUUACGAAAUGCAAAGACCUGAUCGAAAAAU
Aureobasidium pullulans EXF-150 is the source of this 1730-nucleotide messenger RNA. RefSeq lists its product as uncharacterized. The coding region runs from base 439 to 1461 and encodes 340 amino acids. Gene Ontology annotation, molecular function: protein binding. Lineage: Eukaryota; Fungi; Ascomycota; Dothideomycetes; Dothideales; Saccotheciaceae. The record is from RefSeq and is a predicted model, not a curated record. The transcript has 2 exons.